AUGACAUCUCUAAGUCCAUAUUUCUUGUCAAAACUCCAAACGUUGUCCUCUCCAUACUCUUCAGCUUCCCUUGAUCAUCAAAAGCAAGAUCCAGAUGACAGAUACAGAGAAAAGUGUCAAAGUUUGCAUGAGAGUGAAAACCUUGUUAUUUGUUCUCCCGCUCGGGUCCGAAAGCUAAUAGCUUCCCAGUCAGACCCACUCCUCGCCAUGGAAAUAUUCGACUUAGCUUCGCGACAGCCGAAUUUCCGGCAUUCAUAUGCCGCCUACCAUACCCUUUUACUCAAACUCGGCAACUCUCGCCACUUCUCCCACAUGGAGGCCCUCCUCUCUAGUCUCAAGACCAAAAACUAUUCCAUUUCUCCAUCUCUCUUUUCUCAUGUCAUAAAAAUAUAUGGCGAGGCAAAACGACCCGAAAAAGCCCUCAAAAGUUUCUACUCGAUUCUCGAAUUCAACAUCAAACCCAGCACUAAGCACCUCAAUAGCAUCCUUGAAAUCCUGGUUGCCGACAGUAAAUUUCUCAAACCUGCGUUCGACCUUUUCAGGUCGGCCCACAAACAUGGAGUCCACCCCAAUACCGUUUCCUACAACAUCAUGAUGCGGGCUUUUUGUUUGAACGGUGACCUGAGUAUUGCGUACACUUUGUUCAACCAAAUGUUCAAGCGUGAUGUUCUUCCCGAUGUGGAGACUUACAGAAUCCUAAUGCAAGGGCUGUGCAGGAAGAGCCAGGUGAACGGAGCUGUUGAUUUGCUGGAGGAUAUGUUGAACAAAGGGUUUGUGCCUGACACCUUGAGCUACACCACUUUGUUGAAUAGCUUGUGCAGGAAAAAGAAGCUCAGGGAGGCUUACAAGCUUCUCUGUCGGAUGAAAGUGAAAGGGUGCAAUCCGGACAUUGUCCAUUACAACACGGUCAUUGCAGGGUAUUGCAAGGCGGGCCGGGCUGCAGAUGCCUGUAAGGUUCUGGAGGAUAUGCCUUCCAAGGGGUGCCUGCCCAAUUUGGUGUCAUAUCAGAAUAUAGUCGUGGGGUUAUGCAAUCAGGGCAUGCACGACGAAGCAAAGGGUUAUGUUGAGGUGAUGGUGUCCAAGAAGAUGUGUCCUCAUUUUUCGGUCCUUCAUAUGCUGGUUAGAGGCUUUUGUAAAGCCGGGAGAAUUGAAGAUGCUUGUGACGUGUUGUCUGAGUUGUUGAGGCAUGGGAAUAGUCCUCAUGAGGACACUUGGGCUGAGAUUAUACCUAGGAUUUGCGAGGUGGGUGAUGUGGAAUCAACGGGAGACAUCCUGAAACGGGUUUUGAAGGUGGAGAUCAGGCCGGGCAUGAAAAUAGUGGAUAUUAGUUCUGGUUUGGAGGAGUACUUGAUGAAGAAGAUAAAAACUAGGUGA
Striga hermonthica is the source of this 1374-nucleotide messenger RNA. The record is from the annotation of a GenBank genome assembly. Lineage: Eukaryota; Viridiplantae; Streptophyta; Magnoliopsida; Lamiales; Orobanchaceae.